UGACAUGGAGAUGAGGGGAAGGUGAUAGUGACCGCCACGCUGUCUUGUGCAGCCUGAGAGAACUUGUCCCCUGUUUUUGGCUUGACAAUACCUGGGGAGGAAUUCUGCGCGUUUUAUGUUAACAUUGCAUCAUACCUUAUUGAAAAAUAUCGAUGCUAGCACACCACGUGGACAUUAGUUGAGGCUAGUCCCGGGUGUUGUGACUUGUGAUUCAGGUGUGUUGAUUUAGUGUCAAUUGGUGCUCCACAUUGAGUCCAUUCUCACUCACGACCGUCAAUUACCAUAAGUGUUCCAAAGUUUACCCAACGAUGGAGUCUCCUAGGUGCGAAAUGAAAUCCUCAGACCCUCCCGCAGGGACGUUCAGUGCCUCAAGAAAAUCCAGUGUCACCAGCACCACCAGCCAAUCAACAGUGCAAUCGAUGGCAGUUCCAGGUCGCACCCAGGGCGACGGUAUGGAGAAUACCCCUCCAAAACUGGAAACCAAAAAAACUCUCAGGGAUACCCUCAUCUAUCAUCCAACGAACCUCAAACAGUCUUCCUGCCUUCCACCAGUCACCCCCACUGGCACAAUAGUCAAUCUCACCCCGAGGAAUGUCAUCCACAGGAAGGAAAAGCUCCUGCAUACCUUGAAGUGCAAGGAACCCAAGUUCGUCCCUUAUGAGCCUUACAAAGCUGCUGUCAAUCCCAUAAUUCCUGUCCAGAAGAAGAAGAAAGGGACUCGAAACAAUCUAGAUAUCAAUGAAAUGGUCGCCCAGGUCUCUAUCCACAAGUCUAUCGAGAUGGAGAAGAAUGAGACCAAGUACGAGAGACCACAGACUGAGGAAGAAGUCGAGCUCAAGGAGUGGCAGCUUGAGAAAAAAGCAUACGAACUCGAGCUGAAAAACCUCAGGGAUGAGAACACCCAGCUUGAGAAUCAGCUCAAGUUCCAGGCACAGGUGAACGGCGAACUGAAGAAUCUCCUGGUGGCAGCGGUUGGAGAAGACUUGGAGACAAGGGUGCACUUGCUGACGGAGGACAAAUUGCAGCUAGCAAGGGCUCUCCUGAACUCAGCUCAGCAUUUGAGUACUCAUCAAGAGCAGACAGAGUGGCUGGCAGGACAGUGUGAAGUCUGGAGGAGUAAGUUCCUGGCCAGUAGCCUGAUGGUGGAGGAGCUAGCCAGGUGGAAAGCUGGACUGUCCCAGAGGACAACAGAUCUACAGGAGAGCAUCAAGAGGCUCCUGGAGGAGAGGAGUAGAGUGAGGGAGACGUCCUUGAGAACAUACAAAACCCUCUGCCUUCUGAGAGAGAAUUUCGACCCUGUGGGGACAAUGAGCUUCAAGAGGCACGAGCUCCCGAGUUCCAACGUCAUCGACUUGGCAGAUGGCUGUUGCCAAGUCGCAGAGAUCCUGAAGGUGCAGCUACUUAGUGGAGUCGAAGAAUACAGGCUGAGGAAGGAGGUAGGCAUCACUGGGCUGGAGAUGACGACUGCUGGAGAGAAAAAGGCUGAGGAGCUGCUCAUGAAUCCUAAUCUCAUGAUGGCUAGGCCUGAUGUUGCCUGCAGUGCUGUCAUGGGGGCUGCUGUGGCUGUCGGGGGGCAGAUGUUCAGGGCAAAGGGUUCGGAGGCCAUGGCCUGUUGUCCUCACUGCAGUGGAGAGGUCAAGCAAGUUUGAUUCUCGGGAUAUUUUUUUCUCUGUACAUUCCAAUGGGACUAUUUUUAGUGACCGAGUAGGGAAUUGACCUGUUAAAUGUGAUUAUAUAUUUCAGGACAGCUAGAUGCUUGUCUCAUUAUUUUUUGGUACUGAUAAUAAAUCCGUGGCGACUGGAGAUAAU
Molecule: messenger RNA, 1809 nt
Organism: Fopius arisanus
Lineage: Eukaryota; Metazoa; Arthropoda; Insecta; Hymenoptera; Braconidae
Product: golgin-45
Exons: 3
Coding region: 309-1649 (446 amino acids)
Biological process (GO): Golgi organization; Golgi to plasma membrane protein transport
Cellular component (GO): Golgi membrane
Source: RefSeq, a predicted model, not a curated record